Molecule: messenger RNA, 386 nt
Organism: Callorhinus ursinus (northern fur seal)
Lineage: Eukaryota; Metazoa; Chordata; Mammalia; Carnivora; Otariidae
Gene: COXFA4L2
Product: NDUFA4 mitochondrial complex associated like 2
Cellular component (GO): respiratory chain complex IV
Source: RefSeq, a predicted model, not a curated record
UCAGACGGCGGAGAGGCACUAUGGCGGGAACGAACCUCGGGGCCCGCUUCUACCGGCAGAUCAAGAGACAUCCCGCACUCAUCCCGAUGAUCGGCUUCAUUGGCCUGGGAAUGGGCAGUGCGGCGCUGUACUUGCUGAGACUCGCCCUGCGCAGCCCCGACGUCUGCUGGGACAGAAAGAACAACCCAGAGCCCUGGAACCGCCUGAGCCCCAAUGACCAAUACAAGUUUCUUGCAGUUUCCACUGACUAUAAGAAGCUGAAGAAGGACCGGCCGGACUUCUGAGCUGGCUGGGGUGCCAGCGAGCAGUAAACCACCGUCAGCCAGUCAGCCUGCCCCAGUCAGCCUGCCGACUCAUUUCUUCCACUCUCUGCCCCCUGCCCCCAG